This is a messenger RNA of Perca fluviatilis (European perch), 17250 nucleotides long. RefSeq names its product ryanodine receptor 1b (skeletal) (gene ryr1b). NCBI's taxonomy places the organism in Eukaryota, Metazoa, Chordata, Actinopteri, Perciformes, Percidae. The record is from RefSeq and is a predicted model, not a curated record. Gene Ontology annotation, molecular function: ryanodine-sensitive calcium-release channel activity; protein binding. Bases 313 to 15567 code for a protein of 5084 amino acids. Gene Ontology annotation, cellular component: sarcolemma; sarcoplasmic reticulum membrane; smooth endoplasmic reticulum. The transcript has 107 exons. Gene Ontology annotation, biological process: intracellular calcium ion homeostasis; calcium ion transmembrane transport.
CCUCCCGUCACUCUCGCUCACAACACCGUGAGAGCCACAGGGCUCAUGUUGUCCAUUCAGCACACCCACACACAGUAGCACUGAGAGCGAGAUACAUUGAGUGUGUGUGUGUGUGUGUGUGUGUGUGAGAGAGAGAGAGAGAGAGACAGAGAGAGAGAGAGAGAGAGGGAUACAGCAACAAGAAGGGAAGGAGAGAGGUGCAACGUGGGGAGCGAGAGGGUGGGACGUAGCAAAGGAGAUAAAAAAUCCAAUUCCUGAACAGAAGGAUUUUCUGUUUUCUCCCGAGGAGCUGCGAAUAACCCUCGGCAAAGGAUGGCAGAAGGGGCAGAGGGAGAGGAGGAGAUUCAGUUCCUGCGAACGGACGACCAGGUCUGUCUACAGUGCACUGCCUCCGUCCUGAAGGAGCAGCAGAUUAAACUAUGUCUGUGCUGCGAGGGCUUCGGGAACCGUCUCUGCUACUUGGAAACCACAUCCAAUGCUCAGAAUGUGCCCCCGGACCUGGCCAUAAGUGCCUUCAUUCUGGAGCAGUCCCUGUCGGUCCGCGCUCUGCAGGAGAUGUUGGCCAACAGGGUGGAGAUGACCGAGUCGUCCCAAGGUGGAGGUCAUCGUACCUUACUGUACGGUCAUGCCAUCCUUCUGAGACACUACCACUCAGGCAUGUACCUGAGCUGUUUGACUACAUCUCGGUCACUCACGGACAAGCUGGCCUUUGACGUGGGCUUACAAGAGGAUUCCACUGGUGAGGCAUGUUGGUGGACCAUUCAUCCAGCCUCCAAGCAAAGGUCAGAAGGUGAAAAGGUCAGGGUGGGUGACGACCUAAUCCUUGUCAGUGUGUCCUCUGAGAGAUACCUGCACCUGUCCUACGCCAGUGGGGAUCUGAUGGUGGAUGCCUCCUUCAUGCAGACUCUGUGGAACAUGAAUCCAAUUAGUUCCGGAUGCGAACUAGCUGAGGGGUUUCUGACAGGAGGUCACGUUCUCAGGCUGUUCCACGGCCACAUGGACGAGUGUCUGGCCAUCUCUACACCGGAGGAAGGAGAAGAGAAGCGCAGGAUGGCUCACUAUGAAGGCGGUGCUGUGUGCAGUCAGGCUCGAUCCCUGUGGAGGUUGGAGCCUCUCAGAAUCUGCUGGAGUGGUGGCCACAUGAAGUGGGGGCAGUCUUUCCGUAUUCGCCACAUCACCACAGGCAGGUACCUGUGUAUGGAUGAGGAGAAGGGUCUGUUGGUGGUCGACCCAGAGAAGGCCAACACCAAACUUUCUGCUUUCUGCUUCCGUGCUUCAAAGGAUAAGGUGGAGGUGGCUCCGAAGCGUGAUGUUGAGGGGAUGGGCAUUCCAGAGAUAAAGUAUGGGGAGUCCAUGUGCUUCGUCCAGCAUGUGUCCACAGGCCUGUGGCUCACAUAUGCCGCCCUGGAUGCCAAAGCUGCCCGUUUGGGAAUGAUGAAGAGAAGGGUCAUUCUGCACCAGGAGGGUCACAUGGACGAUGCCCUAACUGUGUCACGCUCCCAAACUGAAGAGUCUCAGGCUGCCCGAAUGAUUUUCAGCACUAUAGGCCUCUUCAGGCAGUUCAACAAGGGUUUGGACUCUCUGAAUGCAAAGAACAAGUCACCAGGGGCUGCAUCGCUUCCUCUGGAGGGGGUCAUCCUGUCUCUUCAGGAUCUCAUCUUCUACUUUCGUCCUCCCGAGGAGGAGCUGGAGCACGAGGAGAAGCAGACCAAACUUCGCUCCCUGCGCAACCGACAGAACCUCUUCCAAGAGGAGGGAAUGAUCACCAUCGUGCUGGAGUGCAUCGACCGCCUGAAUGUGUACAACACGGCUGCACACUUUUCUGAAUUUGCCGGGGAGGAAGCUGCCGAGUCCUGGAAGGAGAUUGUCAACCUUCUUUAUGAGCUGCUGGCUUCUCUAAUUAGAGGAAACCGCUCUAAUUGUGCGUUGUUCUGUGACAACCUGGACUGGCUGGUCAGCAAGUUGGACCGUCUGGAGGCCUCUUCAGGUAUUCUUGAGGUGCUGUACUGUGUGCUAAUUGAGAGCCCUGAGGUUCUGAACAUCAUCCAGGAGAACCACAUUAAAUCCAUCAUCUCUCUCCUGGACAAGCAUGGAAGGAACCACAAGGUCCUGGAUGUCUUGCGCUCUCUCUGUGUGUGUAACGGUGUAGCUGUGAGGUCCAACCAGAACCUCAUCACUGAAAACCUGCUCCCGGGUCGUGACCUCUUGCUGCAGACCAACAUUGUAAACUAUGUCACUAGUGUAAGACCCAACAUCUUCCUGGGUACAUGCGAGGGGUCCACGCAGUAUAAGAAAUGGUACUUUGAGAUGAUGGUAGACUAUGUGGAACCCUUUGUGACGGGGCAGGCCAGCCACCUGCGUGUGGGCUGGGCUAUGACCGAGGGAUACAGCCCCUACCCUGGAGGAGGAGAAGGCUGGGGAGGCAACGGUGUGGGAGAUGACCUCUACUCCUACGGCUACGAUGGACUGAACCUAUGGUCCGGUACCGUCCCCCGCCAGGUGGCGGCGCCCAGCGCACACAGCCUGGCUGCAGACGACGUCAUCAGCUGCUGUCUGGAUCUGAGCGUGCCCAGUAUCUCUUUCCGUAUUAACGGCCACCCAGUCCAGGGCAUGUUUGAAAACUUUAAUGUGGACGGCCUCUUCUUCCCUGUCAUCAGCUUCUCUGCUGGAGUCAAGGUCCGGUUCCUCCUUGGCGGUCGUCAUGGAGACUUCAAGUUCAUGCCCCCGCCUGGCUACGCCCCGUGCUACGAGGCUCUGUUGCCUAGAGAGAGGAUGCGUAUUGAACCCAUCAAGGAGUACAAGCACGACUUCCACGGCGUACGCAACCUGUUGGGUCCCACGCAGUCCCUCACCCACACCUCCUUCACCCCCUGCCCUGUGGACACUGUUCAGAUUGUGUUACCACCCCAUUUGGAGCGUAUCCGAGAGAAGCUAGCAGAGAAUAUUCACGAGCUCUGGGCUGUCACCCGCAUUGAGCAGGGCUGGACCUAUGGGAGUUUCAGGGAUGACAACAAGAAACUCCAUCCGUGUCUGGUGGACUUCCAGAGUCUCCCUGAACCAGAGAGGAACUACAACCUGCAAAUGUCUGGCGAGACUCUCAAGACUCUCCUGGCGCUGGGUUGCCAUGUUGGUAUGGGUGACGAGAAAGCAGAGGAGAAUCUCAAGAGGAUCAAGCUGCCCAAGACCUAUGUGAUGACCAAUGGAUACAAGCCUGCCCCCCUUGACCUCAACCAUGUCAAACUGACCCCAAAUCAGAACCAGCUUGUAGAAAAACUGGCAGAAAAUGGGCAUAAUGUUUGGGCAAGGGACCGGGUACGACAAGGAUGGACCUACAGUAUUGUGCAGGACAUCAUGAAUAAGCGCAACCCUCGUCUGGUACCUUACAACCUGCUGGACGAGAGAACUAAGAAAACCAACCGAGACAGUGUUAAUAACGCUGUCCGCACCCUCAUUGGCUAUGGCUACAACAUUGAGCCUCCAGAUCAGGAGAGUUCUGGCCAUGGCCUCGAGAACACCCGCGGGGAUAAGGUACGAAUCUUCAGGGCAGAGAAGUCGUACGCUAUCACCCAAGGGAAGUGGUACUUUGAGUUUGAGGCUAUAACCACGGGGGAGAUGAGAGUGGGCUGGGCUCGUCCGAGUGUCCGCUCUGACACUGAACUGGGAGCAGAUGAACUGGCUUACGUCUUUAACGGCAAUAAGGCUCAAAGAUGGCAUGUUGGCAAUGAACCCUUCGGUCGCCAGUGGCAGUCUGGUGAUGUAGUUGGUUGUAUGAUUGACCUGACUGAUAUGAACAUCAUGUUCACACUCAACGGAGAAAUGUUGAUCAGUGACUCAGGCUCGGAAAUGGCGUUCAAAGACAUUGAAAUUGGGGAAGGUUUCAUACCAGUGUGCGCCCUAGGCCUGUCUCAGGUUGGAAGGAUUAAUCUUGGGCAAAAUGUAAGCAGCCUGCGAUACUUUGCCAUCUGUGGCCUGCAGGAAGGAUUUGAACCUUUUGCCAUCAAUAUGAAGCGAGACAUUACCAUGUGGUUCAGUAAAAGUUUGGCCCAGUUUGUGCCUGUACCCAACGAACACAAUCAUAUUGAGGUCUCCCGUGUGGAUGGGACUGUGGACAGCGCCCCCUGUCUGAAAUUGACCCAUAAGACGUUUGGCUCGCAGAACGCCAAUACUGACAUGAUGUUCCUCAGACUUAGCAUGCCCGUCCAGUUUCAUGAAACUUUCAAGAUCACGGCAGGCACAACCCCUCUCACGCGUUCCCUCACCAUACCCGAGGAGGAUGUGGUAGUGGUGGAGCCCGACUCAGAGUUUGAAGUUCUGAAGAAGUCUGCCGGCCGCAAGGAGCAGGAUGAUGAAAAGAAGGAGCCAUCUGUACCUAAGGAGAUCUCUAUGGAAAAUGAGAAGGACACAGUGUCAGAAAAGGGAAAGAAAAAAGGAUUCUUCUCAAAGGCCAAGAAGGUUGCCAUGACACCUCUCUCCCCUCCUCCUGCCCCUCCAACGGUGCCACGUUUGGUGGAAGAUGUGGUCCCGGAUGACAGAGAUGACCCUGACACCAUCCUGAAUACCACCACUUAUUACUAUUCUGUGAGGAUCUUUGCUGGGCAGGAGCCUUCUGGUGUGUGGGUUGGCUGGGUCACACCUGAUUACCACCAGUAUGAUCCAACCUUUGACCUCUCCAAAGUCCGCACUGUCACUGUUACUGUGGGAGAUGACAAAGGCAACAUACACGACAGUAUGAAACACAGUAACUGUUACAUGGUGUGGGGAGGGGACCUGGUCAGCAAUCAGCAGACUCGCUUCAGCCAGGAGGACAUGGUGGUUGGCUGCUUGGUCGACCUGGCAACAGGUCUGAUGACCUUUACAGCCAACGGAAAGGAGAUUAACACAUUUUACCAGGUGGAGCCCAACACCAAGCUGUUCCCUGCCGUCUUCGUUCAGCCCUCCAAUCAGAACUUGGUGCAGCUGGAGCUGGGAAAACUCAAGAACAUCAUGCCCAUCUCGGCAGCCAUGUUCCGCAGUGAGCGUAAGAACCCUGUCCCCCAGUGCCCUCCCAGGCUGGAUGUCCAGAUGCUGACCCCAGUUAUCUGGAGUCGUAUGCCCAAUCACUUUCUCAACCCGGAGGUGGGCAAAGUGAGUGAGAGGUUGGGCUGGAUGGUGGAGUGUACUGAACCUCUCAUCAUGAUGGCUCUGCACAUCCCAGAAGAGAACAGGUGUAUUGACAUCCUGGAGCUGUCGGAGCGUCAGGAUCUGAUGAAGUUCCACUACCACACCCUCAUGCUCUACUGCGCUGUGUGUGCACUUGGCAAUAACCGAGUGGCUCAUGCUCUGUGCAGCCAUGUGGAUGAAUCCCAGCUUUUCUAUGCCAUCGAGAACACCUACCUGCCUGGACCUCUCCGCAGCGGCUACUAUGACCUGCUCAUCAGCAUUCACCUGGAGUCUGCCAAACGAGCGCGUCUGGGCACCAACAGGGAGUUUAUCGUCCCCAUGACUGAAGAGACUCUCAGCAUCCACCUCUAUCCUGAUGCAAAGAAGGCCCAUUCCCUCCCCGGUGUUGGCCUGACCACCUGCUUACGGCCCAAACUGCAUUUCUCAUCCAUCAACUUUGUCGGCACAGACCCUGACUUGUACACUCUUAGUCCUGUUUUCCCCCUGCAGGAGCUGAAGACCAGGGCGAUUAGCAUGUUAACAGAGGCUGUGCUGGAUGGUAGCCAGGCUAUGCGCGAUCCUGUAGGAGGCAGUGUGGAGUUCCACUUUGUCCCAAUCCUGAAGCUGAUCAGUACAUUGCUCAUUAUGGGGAUCUUCAACGAUGAGGACACCAAGCACAUCCUCAAGAUGAUUGAUCCAAAUGUUUUCAGUGGAAAGGAGGAGGCGGAGGAGAGAGAAAAGAAAGAAAGUGGAAGUGCUGAAAUGAAGCGUGGAAGCAAAGGAGCAGGAAAGGGAGAGAAUACCGAAGCUUUAGGCAGAAGUGAAAGUAAAAAGAAUAGUCGGAAUGAGGAAAGAGAGAGAGGAAAAAGGAAAAAAAAAAAAAGAAAAGGAGAAAAAGAAAAAAAAAAAAAAGGAAAAAAAAAAAAAAAAAAAAAAAAAAAAAAAAAGAAAGAAAAAAAGGAGAAGAGAGAAAAAGAAAAAAAAAAGAGAAAGGGAAGGAAGUGGUGGGGGGGGAAAAGGAAAAAAAGAGGAGAUGGUCUGGAAGAGGGAUUACUCCAGAUGAAGCUACCAGAGUCUGUCAAACUGCAGAUGUGCACACUCCUGCAGUACUUCUGUGACUGCGAGCUGCGACACAGAGUGGAAGGCAUUGUGGCCUAUUCAGACAGCUUUGUCAAUAGUGUUCAGAAAAACCAGCGCGUUCGCUACAACCUGUUAAUGAGAGCCUUCACUAUGUCUGCUGCUGAGACUGCACGCAAGACCCGCGAGUUCCGUUCACCACCCCAGGACCAGGUUCUUUUGCUGACCAACUUUAAGCACAGUCCGGAUGAUGAGAUGAGUCCGGUGCCUGAGGAGGUGCGGGACAGUCUGGUAGAGUUCCACGUUGACCUCCUGCUUCACUGCGGUAUACAUAUUGAGGAGGAGGCAGAGGAGGAAGAGGUGGACUCCUCACUGAGAGGCAGACUCAUCAGUCUGGUGGAAAAGAUCAAGAGCUUGCGCAAGAAGGAGGAGGAGGAGAAGCCAGAGGUCGAGGAGGAUCCAAAACCCAACUCCCUUCAGGAACUGAUCUCCCACACCAUGAUCCACUGGGCCCAGGAGUCGUUCAUUCAGAACCCUGAGCUUGUCCGUAUGAUGUUCAGCCUGCUCCACAGGCAGUAUGACGGCCUUGGGGAGCUGAUCCGAGCGCUGCCCAAAGCCUACGCCAUCAAUGCUGUGUCUGUUCAGGACACCAUGGACCUACUUGAGUGUUUGGGACAGAUACGUUCGCUGCUUAUUGUCCAGAUGGGCCCAGAAGAGGAGAGGCUCAUGAUCCAGAGCAUUGGGAACAUCAUGAACAACAAGGUGUUCUACCAGCACCCCAAUCUGAUGAGAGCUCUUGGUAUGCAUGAGACUGUCAUGGAAGUCAUGGUCAAUGUGUUGGGCGGAGGAGGAGACUCGAAGGAGAUUCGAUUCCCCCAAAUGGUGACCAACUGCUGUCGUUUCCUGUGUUACUUCUGUCGUAUCAGCCGACAGAACCAGCGCUCCAUGUUUGACCAUCUGAGCUACCUGCUCCAAAACAGCGGCAUUGGCUUGGGCAUGCGUGGGUCCACACCUCUGGAUGUCGCUGCGGCUUCUUGCAUCGACAACAAUGAGCUGGCCCUCGCUCUACAAGAGCAGGACCUGGAAAUGGUGGUGACAUACCUGGCGGGCUGCGGUCUGCAGAUGUGUCCAAUGCUCCUUUCUAAGGGCUACCCUGACAUCGGCUGGAACCCCUGCGGAGGAGAGAGAUACCUGGAUUUCCUCCGCUUUGCUGUCUUUGUUAACGGAGAGAGCGUGGAGGAGAACGCCAAUGUUGUGGUGCGUCUGCUCAUCCGUCGGCCCGAGUGCUUCGGCCCGGCCCUGAGAGGAGAGGGCGGGAAUGGUCUGCUGGCUGCCAUGGAGGAGGCCAUCAAGAUCUCAGAGGAUCCAGCAAGGGAUGGACCCACUGUCAAAAAAGACAGACGCUUCAUGUUUGGUGGUGAGGAACAGCACGAGGAGAACCGUGUACAUCUAGGAAACGCCAUCAUGUCCUUCUACUCGGCCCUCAUCGAUCUGCUGGGUCGCUGUGCCCCUGAGAUGCAUCUGAUCCAAGCAGGCAAGGGUGAAGCUCUAAGAAUCAGGGCCAUCCUUAGGUCUCUCGUGCCCAUAGAGGACCUGGUGGGAGUCAUCAGCUUAUCCGUGCAGAUUCCUGCCUUCGGCAAAGAUGGUCAGAUUAUUGAGCCUAAGAUGUCCGCCAGUUUUGUCCCGGACCACAAGGCCUCCAUGGUGCUGUUCCUUGACAGAGUGUAUGGUAUCGACAACCAGGACUUCUUGCUUCAUGUGCUGGAGGUUGGCUUCCUGCCUGACAUGAGAGCUGCAGCGUCUCUGGACACGGUGGCAUUCAGUACGACUGAAAUGGCCUUGGCACUGAACCGCUACCUCUGUUCGGCUGUUCUGCCUCUGCUCACCAAGUGUGCUCCGUUGUUUGCUGGGACGGAACACCGGGCCAUCAUGAUAGACUCCAUGCUCCACACCAUCUAUCGCUUGUCCCGCGGCCGAGCCCUCACCAAGGCUCAGAGGGACGUCAUUGAGGAGUGCCUCAUGUCGCUCUGCAAAUACCUUCGACCCUCCAUGCUGCAGCAUCUGCUUAGACGGCUGGUAUUUGAUGUGCCCAUCCUCAACGAAUAUGCAAAGAUGCCCCUCAAGCUGUUGACCAAUCACUAUGAGCGCUGUUGGAAGUACUACUGCUUGCCUAACGGAUGGGCUAAUUUCGGGGUGACCUCAGAGGAGGAGCUACAUCUUACUCGUAAACUCUUUUGGGGAAUCUUUGAAUCGUUGGCGCACAAGAAAUAUGAUUUAGAACUCUUCAAGAUCGCCAUGCCCUGCCUCUGUGCUAUAGCGGGAGCCAUCCCGCCUGACUAUGUGGAUGCCACCUACUCCUCUCACACUGAGAAGAAGGCCUCUGUGGAUGCUGAAGGCAACUUUGACCCCAAACCAGUGGAGACCACCAACACAAUCAUACCAGAGAGGCUGGAUGCCUUCAUGAACAAGUAUGCAGAGCACACUCAUGACAGAUGGGCCUUUGAAAAGAUUCAGAACAACUGGACCUACGGAGAGGUGUUGGAUGAAAAUGCUAAGACUCACCCCAUGCUCCGGCCAUACAAAACCUUCUCUGAAAAGGACAAGGAGAUUUAUCGUUGGCCCAUCAAAGAAUCCAUCAAAGCCAUGUUGGCCUGGGAGUGGACCUUGGAUAAAGCUAGGGACGGGGAGGUGGAAGUCGACAAGAAGACGGCCACACGCAAGAUCUCCCAAACUGCUCAGGCCACUUACGAUCCAAGUCACGGCUACAACCCUCAGCCAAUAGAUAUCACAGGAAUGGCCCUGUCCAGAGAGCUGCAGUCCAUGGCCGAGCAGCUGGCUGAGAACUAUCACAACACCUGGGGCAGGAAGAAGAAGCUGGAGCUACAAUCCAAAGGCGGUGGCACCCAUCCUUUGCUUGUGCCUUAUGACACCCUGACGGCUAAGGAGAAGGCCAGGGACAGGGAGAAGGCCCAGGACCUGCUCAAGUUCCUCCAGCUUAAUGGAUAUGCUGUGACAAGGGGACUGAAGGACAUGGAGCAGGACAUUUCCUCCAUUGAGAAGCGUUUUGCUUACGGCUUCCUCCAGAAGCUUCUUAAAUGGAUGGACAUCGCCCAGGAGUUCAUUGCCCAUCUUGAGGCUGUAGUUAGCAGUGGUAGAGUGGAGAAGUCACCACAUGAACAAGAGAUCAAAUUCUUUGCCAAGAUUCUCUUGCCACUGGUAAAUCAGUACUUCAAGAAUCACUGCCUUUACUUCCUCUCCACUCCUGCUAAAGUCUUGGGUAGUGGAGGGCAUUCCUCUAACAAGGAGAAGGAAAUGAUUGCAAGUAUCUUCUGUAAAUUGGCUGCUUUGGUGAGGCACAGAGUAGCUCUUUUUGGAACAGAUGCAGGUGCAGUGGUGAACUGUCUGCACAUCCUCUCACGAUCACUAGAUGCCAGGACCGUUAUGAAAUCAGGCCCUGAGAUUGUUAAGGCGGUCCUGCGGCAGUUCUUUGAGAGCGCUGCGGAUGACAUUGAGAAGAUGGUUGAGAAUCUGAAACUGGGCAAAGUGUCCAGUCGAAACCAGGUUAAGGGUGUGUCCCAGAACAUCAACUAUACCACCAAUGCCUUAUUGCCAGUCCUCACUUCACUGUUCGACCACAUCGCCCAGCACCAGUUUGGAGAUGACGUCAUGUUGGACGAUUUGCAAAUAUCCUGCUAUCGUUUAAUGUGCAGUAUCUACUCUUUGGGCACAGUGAAGACUCCACAUGUCGAGAAACAGCGACCAGCUCUUGGCGAGUGCUUGGCCCACUUAGCAGCUGCUAUGCCAGUGGCCUUCCUUGAGCCACAACUGAAUGAGUUCAACAUGUUUUCUGUUUACACCACCAAGACUCCCAGAGAGAGAACCAUUCUGGGUCUUCCCAACAACGUGGAAGAGCUGUGCCCUGACAUCCCAGAGCUGGACAUCCUGAUGAAGGAGAUCCAUGACCUGGCUGAGUCUGGAGCUCGCUACACAGAAAUGCCCCAUGUGAUUGAGAUCACUCUGCCCAUGUUGUGUAACUACCUCCCACGCUGGUGGGAGAGGGGCCUAGAUAAUUUCCCCGAGCAGGAGGGCCAGCUCUGCACCGCUGUCACCUCUGAGCAGCUUAACAAGCUGCUGGGCAGCAUCAUGAAGAUUGUGGUUAACAACCUGGGUAUAGAUGAGGCCUCCUGGAUGAAGAGAUUGGCAGUGUUUUCCCAGCCCAUUGUCAGUAGGGCUAAACCAGAGAUGCUUAAAUCCCACUUCAUCCCCACCAUGGAAAAGCUAAAGAAGCGCUCAGGAAAGGUGGUGGCUGAGGAGGAACAACUGCGCAUGGAGGGUAAAGGGGAGCUGGACAGCGAAGAUGGGACCAUCAAAGAUGAGUUUGCUGUGCUGUGUCGGGACCUGUAUGCUCUCUACCCCUUGCUCAUCCGCUAUGUGGACAAUAACAGGGCAAGGUGGUUGACCUGUCCAGACCCAGAUGCAGAGGAACUUUUCAGGAUGGUGGGAGAGGUCUUCAUUUUCUGGUCCAAAUCCCACAACUUUAAGAGAGAGGAGCAGAACUUUGUGGUUAUGAAUGAGAUCAACAACAUGUCCUUCCUGACUGCUGACAGUAAAAGCAAGAUGACCAAGGCCGGAGAUGGAGAGUCUGGAGGCUCAGAGCAGGAGCGUACCAAGAAGAAGCGGCGGGGGGAUCGCUACUCUGUGCAGACCUCCCUUAUCGUAGCGGCAUUAAAGAAGAUGCUUCCUAUCGGCCUCAAUAUGUGCUCUCCUGCAGACCAGGAGCUCAUCAAUCUUGCCAAGAUCAGAUACUCACUGAAAGAUACGGAUGAAGAGGUGAGGGAGUUCUUGCACAACAAUCUGCAUCUGCAAGGCAAGGUGGAGGACCCAGCUAUGCGCUGGCAAAUGUCUCUCUAUAAGGAGAUGUCAGGAAAGGCUGAAGAUGCUGAAGACCCUGAGAAGGUGGUAAAAAGGGUGCAAGAGGUGUCUGCUGUCCUUUACCACAUUGAGGUGACGGAGCAUCCCUACAAGUCAAAGAAAAUGGUGUGGCACAAGCUGCUGUCUAAACAGCGUCGCAGGGCUGUGGUGGCCUGUUUCAGGAUGACGCCCCUGUACAACAUCCCCGCGCACAGGGCAACCAACAUGUUCUUGGACGCCUACAAACGCAACUGGUUAGAGACUGAGGGUUACUCAUUUGAGGACAAGAUGAUCGACGACUUAUCAAAAGCCCUGGAGGAAGAGGAGGAAGAGGAAGAGGAGACCGAGACGAAGCCUGACCCCCUUCAUCAGCUGAUUCUUCAUUUCAGCCGCACAGCUCUCACAGAAAAGACUAAACUUGACGUUGACCAUCUUUAUAUGUCUUAUGCUGAUAUUAUGGCAAAGAGCUGCCACAUUGGUGAGGAUGACGAAGGGGGAGAGCAGGAGGGGGAGGAGCCGUCCUUUGAGGAUAAGGAGAUGGAGAAACAGAGGCUUCUGUACCAGCAGUCCCGUCUACACAACCGUGGGGCUGCAGAGAUGGUGCUGCAGAUGAUCAGUGCCUGUAAAGGCGUACCUGGAGCCAUGGUUUCUUCCACGCUUAAACUGGGAAUCUCCAUCCUCAAUGGAGGCAACAGUGAUGUACAGCAGAGAAUGCUGGACUAUCUGAAGGAUAAAAAGGAUGUGGGAUUCUUCCUUAGCGUUCAGGCUCUGAUGCAGACCUGCAGCGUUUUGGACUUGAAUGCUUUUGAGAGACAAAACAAGGCUGAGGGACUUGGGAUGGUUUCAGAGGAAGGCACUAAUGAGAAAGUGAUGGCGGACAAUGAAUUCACGUGUGACCUCUUCCGCUUCGUGCAGCUUCUUUGUGAGGGCCACAAUAACGAUUUUCAGAACUACUUGAGAACUCAGACAGGCAGCACCACUACCAUCAAUAUCAUCAUCUGCACUGUGGACUACCUGCUGCGACUACAGGAGUCGAUCAGUGACUUUUACUGGUACUACUCAGGAAAAGAAAUUAUUGAUGAUCCUGGAAAGAGGAAUUUCUCCAAAGCAAUGACUGUGGCCAAGCAGGUCUUCAACAGCUUGACUGAGUACAUCCAGGGUCCCUGUACGGGUAACCAGCAGUCUUUGGCCCACAGCAGGUUGUGGGACGCUGUUGUGGGCUUCCUGCACGUCUUUGCUCAUAUGAUGAUGAAACUUGCUCAGAUGCACCCCGAUCCUGGACAACGAAAUGGCGAUCAUUUUUGGAGUAGAGCACACUCUGAGGACUCCAGUCAAAUUGGACUGUUGAAGGAGCUGCUGGACCUGCAGAAGGACAUGGUGGUGAUGCUUCUGUCUCUGCUUGAAGGCAAUGUGGUGAAUGGCACCAUUGCCAGGCAGAUGGUUGACAUGCUGGUGGAGUCCUCCAGCAACGUGGAGAUGAUCCUUAAGUUCUUCGACAUGUUCCUCAAGCUCAAGGACAUAGUGGCAUCUGACGCCUUCCGGGACUAUGUGACCGACCCCCGUGGGUUAAUCUCCAAGAAGGACUUCUCCAAGGCCAUGGACAGCCAGAAGCAAUACUCUUCCUCAGAAAUCCAGUUCCUCCUCUCUUGCUCAGAAGCUGAUGAAAACGAGAUGAUCAACUUUGAGGAGUUUGCCGAUCGUUUCCAGGAGCCAGCCAAAGACAUUGGUUUCAACAUCGCCGUUCUGCUCACAAACCUGUCCGAGCACGUACCCCACGACACGCGCCUUCAGAACUUCCUGGAGCAGGCCGAGAGCGUGCUGAACUACUUCCGCCCUUUCCUCGGCCGCAUUGAGAUCAUGGGAGCCAGCAGGAAGAUCGAGCGCAUUUACUUUGAAAUCAGCGAGGCGAACCGCAACCAGUGGGAAAUGCCACAAGUCAGAGAGUCCAAGCGGCAGUUCAUCUUUGACGUGGUCAAUGAGGGCGGGGAGAGUGAGAAAAUGGAGAUGUUUGUGAACUUCUGCGAGGACACCAUCUUUGAGAUGAACAUUGCUGCGUCUAUCUCCGAGCCCGAGGGAGACGGCGCGGAAGAGGAGGACGACGAGGAAGAGGAGGAGGGCGCGGGAGACCAAGGAGAGUCUGGAGAAGGAGACGAAGGCAAUGGAGACGAAAUGCCUCCAGAGUCCGCCUCAGCCUUUGCAGACUUUCUGAAGAGCGUGGUCGAAUUCUUCAACAUGUUCACCUUCCGUAACCUGCGGCGUCGGUACCGCAAACUAAGAAAAAUGACGAUAAAGGAGAUGGUGAUCGGCCUGGCUACAUUUAUCUACACCAUUGUGAUGGGUAUCCUGAUGUUUGUUUAUGGCAUAUGUAAGGGCUUCUUCACACUCAUAUGGAAGGUGCUGUUCGGUGGAGGCUUAGUGGAGGGCGCCAAGAAGAUAACGGUGACAGAGAUCCUAGCCAGUAUGCCAGAUCCCACACAGGACGAAGUUCACGAGGACCUGCCACCUGACCCUGGGGCUAGAGAGGUCCAAGACGCAGACGGGGUGUCAGACCUCUUAGAUAACGUGGGAGGAGAGGAGGAAGAGGAGGAUAGCGAGGAGCGGGAAGGCGGACGCCUACCUGGUUUCAAUACUCCUGGGGGACUCGGGGACUUUGGCGAGACGACAGCUGAAGAGCCUCCGACUCCAGAGGGCACGCCGCUGCUGAAGAGGAAAUUGUUGGAAGCCGCAGUGGGAGGACCAGAAGAGGAGGAACAACCUGUUCAACCUGAAGAAGAGGCUCCUCAGGAGACUGAGAAAGCAGACACCGAGAAAGAAGAGAAGGCAGAGAAGGCAGAGCCUGAACUUAAGGAGGAAGAGCCCGAGGUGAAAGAGGAGCCGACUGUGCAGACCAAGGCAAAGAAGGACAAGAAACAUGCCGAGGAGGGCUUUGAGCUGUGGAAUGAGCUGGAGGUUCAGAGGAUUAAAUUCAUGAACUACCUUUCUCGCAACUUCUACAACCUUCGGUUCUUGGCCCUUUUUAUUGCCUUCGCUCUCAAUUUCCUCCUGCUCUUCUACAAGGUGUCUGACAAUCCUCCAGGCGAGGAGGAGUUUGACGAUCCUGGUCUGUUUGAGGCCUCUGGCCUGUUUGAAGGCUCCGGCGCUGAGGAGGAUGGGUCCGGAUUAGAUGAAGAAGGAGGAGGAGAAGAUGAUGAAGAAGAAGGUCCCAUGUACUACUUCUUGGAAGAGAGCACAGGCUACAUGACGCCAGCCAUGGCCUUCUUCGGUAUCAUUCACACCAUCAUCUCCUUCCUCUGCAUCAUCGGCUACAACUGCCUCAAGGUCCCUCUGGUUAUCUUCAAGAGAGAGAAGGAGCUGGCCAGAAAGCUGGAGUUUGAUGGUCUCUAUGUCACUGAGCAGCCUGAGGACGAUGACAUCAAGGGCCAGUGGGACAGGCUGGUGCUCAACACUCCAUCUUUCCCUAACAAUUACUGGGACAAGUUUGUGAAAAGAAAGGUGCUGGAUAAAUAUGGUGACAUCUACGGCAGAGAGAGGAUCGCGGAGUUGCUCGGUAUGGACUUGGCUUCUCUAGACGUCAGUGCCAUGACGCACGAAAAGAAGCCUGAACCAGACACCUCAAUGUUGAGCUGGGUCACAUCUAUUGACAUCAAGUACCAGAUCUGGAAGUUUGGUGUUAUUUUCACCGACAAUACCUUCCUCUACCUGGUUUGGUACUUGUUGAUGUCUCUGCUUGGACACUACAACAACUUCUUCUAUGCCGCUCAUCUUCUGGACAUCGCCAUGGGUGUCAAAACCCUGCGCACCAUUCUGUCCUCUGUUACUCACAACGGCAAACAGCUGAUGAUGACAGUGGGUUUGCUGGCUGUGGUGGUGUACCUGUACACCGUGGUGGCCUUCAACUUCUUCCGCAAGUUCUACAACAUGAGUGAGGAUGAGGACGAACCGGACAUGAAGUGUGAUGACAUGAUGACUUGCUACCUGUUCCACAUGUAUGUUGGCGUGCGUGCCGGCGGUGGCAUAGGAGAUGAAAUUGAGGACCCAGCCGGGGAUGAAUAUGAGCUCUACCGAGUGGUGUUCGACAUUACCUUCUUCUUCUUCGUCAUUGUCAUCCUGCUGGCUAUCAUCCAGGGUUUGAUCAUUGAUGCCUUUGGAGAGCUGAGAGAUCAGCAGGAGCAGGUCAGAGAGGACAUGGAGACAAAGUGUUUCAUCUGUGGAAUUGGAAGCGACUACUUUGACUCUACGCCACACGGCUUCGAGACACACACCUUAGAAGAGCAUAACUUAGCCAACUACAUGUUCUUCCUGAUGUAUCUCAUAAACAAAGAUGAAACAGAACACACAGGACAGGAAUCAUACGUGUGGAAGCUGUACCAGGAGCGAUGCUGGGACUUCUUCCCUGCUGGAGACUGCUUCAGGAAGCAGUAUGAGGACCAGCUCGGAUAACGUCCUGCAGCGCCAACGUCUUGAGGGACAGGAAGAGAGGAGAGGAAAGAGGAGUGGAGUGGAAAGAUUAGAAAUUUAGAAAUUGAACACGUCUGUCUUAGUCAUAUACCUUUAGUCUGCGCAUUUCUCUCCUCCAUUAAAGCUAUGCACACUUUGACUGCACUGUUGCACCACCUGCAGCAGAAUGUCGGAUGUUUAUAGAUUUGAGAAAAGCAGAAGAAUAAUAUCAGAGAGGCGUAAAAAAGACACAAGAAGCCAGGGGCCUUUUUAUUCCGCUAUGAAUACACUACAUGGCCUUUUUGGUGUAAAAUAUACAUGGACUGCCUUGCAUAUCAAUGCAUUUAUACAAAACGGGCUCUUUCAGUCGCUACUGCUGUAAACGUUUUAGUGCCUAUAGCAAUGUCACUGCUUUAGCGAUCAAAUAGUUUUAGUUUCAACACUUUUAUUUGAGAUUAGAGUGGAUAUGUUUUAUUUAUAUUGUCUGUAAGGUUGGGAUUUUUUUUUUUUUUGUCAUAUGUGGCUGCUGCCGUUUGAUACUUACAUUUCUGAUUUCUGGCGUUUGAUCGAGAGAAAGCGCUUUUGAAAGAAAAUGAUUCAGCAGCUCACAGUCGUAUCUCCGAGAUGCUUGAGAGGGAGCAGUGAACAUUUUAGGCGUGCUUUCGCUCCUUUUUCUUCCUCUCUCUCGGGAGUUAGGAACCCGUCCUCAAACAAGCGAUCAUGAUAGGAAACUCUUGUCGGACUGAAGUGCCAAGAUAACAAACUAAUUAGCAUCUGCGUACGUGACAUAUACCAGUGUGAAUCAGCUGUAUAGACAAACCCAGUUUGCACUCUGAAGUCUUACAAUGCGUCCCUGGAUGUAUGUGGCCCCUUAUCUCCGCUGGUGUCUCGGUCCCAUUUAAGAUAGUGAUGAUGUACACACAUACAGUAUAGGAGGAUACCAAGGGUGUUUAUUUAUUGUUUAUAUGCAGAUCAAAUCUCUGAAGACGACCGUUUUAGCCCGUCUGUAUUUCUGGCCAACAGUCUGUUUUAUGACAAUUUAUGCACAAAUAAGUUUUUGUCAGUGCAUUAAAAAUAACUAAUGAAUGUAUUUAGUGUAUACAUUAUGUCCAAAGUGUCAUGUGUAUAACUUGAGUAAUGUCUAGGCUGCUUAGAGGCCUUUUAAUGAAAAGACAUAUUUUACAUAAAUCAUAGAUACAUAUAUAUUUUUUUUUUCUUCAGGGCUUUGAAGAAUUUCGCCGAUCAUGCUUCUUUGUCGGACUUGAACAUGUCGCGUGUCCCGUUUGUGAAAUCCACAAUGGUGAAGAGACUUGAUCUCACACUGAAGUAAAUGCCCAGUUUGCAGUCAGAAGGGCGCGUUAGCUUUUGUUUUUGCUCGUUAGGUUUUUAUGAUAGAUAUUUUUAGGAAUCCAGCAUAUCAGUUUAUUUUUCUCAAAUCCCUGCGUUGAUCUCAGACACUUCUGUCUCACUAUGCCUCUUACAGAUCACAAACAAACUCUCAAACUCUCUCGCAUUUAAUGUCAUGACUCACUUUGUCAGAUGCAGAGCAGUAUUUUGUUUGCUGGCGACUCUGAAGUCUGUAUUUGCCACGUGGUCCACACGGAGGCAGCUGACCGUACGGAGCUGAGUGUCCUCUGACUGAACCCUGUGUUUCAAUACAGAAUAAACAGAUUAUUUUAAGGAGAA